GAAAAUGCGCUGUCGAAGGACGGGGCCGAGGACGAUGAUGAUGAAGUGAAGCGGGACCCGCCGGUUAUUCAGGCCGUUGUCGCGACCAUUGGCUGGAUAAUGUUCGCAUCGGCGGUGUUUUGCCUGUGGGAAGACUGGAGCUACUGGACGAGCAUCUACUUCUUUUUCAUCUCCACCAGCACUAUUGGCCUCGGCGACGUGACCCCGGCCCAUCCAGAGUACAUGAUUGCCACGUUUAUGAUUGUAAUCGUGGGGCUGUCCCUUGUGAACGUGUGCAUCAACGUCGUCUGCGAGAAGCUCGAGCAAAUGUACCUGGCGCUGCUCACCAAAAUGGCCGAGGACUAUCAACGCGCGCUGGAAUCGGGCGAUCCGAAGGCCAUUGAGGGCAUGAUGAGCGGCUUCCAGGGCAAGGCCAAAUUCCUGAUGCCGCUGAUUAGCAAAAACGCCGGGAACAAGGUGAUGAACCAGUUCAAGGAGGAGGCCAAGGCGAAGGGCAUCGACAUCCCGCCAGUUCUUACCAAUCUCGACCCACAGACUGGAAUGCCCGCCUUCGCCAAGGCGGAUCGCGGCGAUUUCCGGGAAUUUAUCGAGGCGGCCGAGGUGAAAAGGCAGCAAACCGACCGCGUCGAGCAGCUGUUCAGCGAGCGCCAGACUCGUUCCCCGUCAUUUGCCGGCCAGGCACUCGUCAACACGGCCAUGGUCACCGAGGAGAUGAAGAAGAAGACGGCCGAGGUCGAGAUACAGACGUGGACGAUGGACGAGCUGUUCCAAGAGUGGAAGCCAAAUUGCCAUAUCGAGGUGCAGACACGACCGGAAAUGGUGGAAGAGCACAGCCACGAGGGACAGUGCCGAGCGGAUGUGGUGGAAAUGGAGAUCCAGACGAUAUGGGAAUCGAUGGACGAGGGGAUUCAGUGCGGCGCCGAGUUCUCGGAUUUCGAGACGCAAACUUCCUAUGAGAGCACCGAUGAGGGAAUUCAGGUGUGGCCAUCGAUGGAGGAGGUGUACACACAAUAUGACGUCGCCCUGAUCCCCGGUGUGGAAGCCCAAACGCAAGCCGUCGAAAUAGAGGAAUGCGGAUGCCAAUGGGAGCCGUCGACGUCCGGGAUGGCCGAAAUGGGCACCCAGCCCGAGGUGUCCAUGCUGUAUCACGAGCUGGAGAACGAGCCCGAGGAGGAACAGGAUACGGUAGCUUUUCAAAUU
Messenger RNA from Mesorhabditis spiculigera, 1200 nucleotides. Lineage: Eukaryota; Metazoa; Nematoda; Chromadorea; Rhabditida; Rhabditidae. The record is from the annotation of a GenBank genome assembly.